AUGGACACGACCGAGCAGAACGCCGCAGCCUCUACCGAUCCUGCUGCUGACCUCGACGCCUACCUCGACGCGAUGCGGCUCGACGACCCCUCCUCGCCGCGAAUGCAGCAGCACUAUCAGGCGCCGACAACGCUACGCCCGCCCCAGCACCAGCACCAGCCACCGCAGGUGGCCGUGCCGACCGCGAGAGCCGACGCACAGUUCGAGGCGGUGCGGCAGUACUGGCCUCAGCCGCAGCCGCGGAGGUACAGCGUGGGUGAGAGCUCCACGGGCGCCCGGUACGUCUCGCCCUUCGGCUCCUGCACCCCAAGCAGCUUCUACGCCUCGCACUACGGCGCGUACAGCCCGCGCUUCACUACCCCAGCAGAGCCUUUCCCGUCGGUAUCGCACUCGUCGUCAAUGCCGAGCUCCAGCUCCAGAUAUUGCCAGCCUACGCCCAGCGCUCCCUUCUGCCCCGCAUGGGAUCACAACGCCCGCCUCGACCCGUACGCGUCCGUCGCCAGCGCCAGACACUACGACCCCAUCGCCCCGUCCCACCCAUCGGUAUCGCACUCGUCAAUGCCGAGCUCCAGCACCAGACAUUGCCAGCCUACGCCCAGCGCUCCACAGCUCGGCGCUCCCUUCUGCCCCGCAUGGGAUCACAACGCCAGCCUCGACCGGCACGCCUCCACCCAUCUGAGCGCGGUGCGCCCUAACCAGGUGGACUACCGCUCGUGGAUUGACACGCCGGCGGUUCGCCGCCGCCCAACGAUGAACGAGGUCCGGUCGCGCCUGCUCCGCUGCCCGAUGGAACCUGCGCUUGCGAGGUCCCCGGAGACAGCGGAGCACGUGGUCCGCCUGCUUCAGGAGGGCCGCGAGGAGGUGCGCUUGAGCGUGCUCGCUGGGGUCAAGAGCGCCGUGCACAGCGUCAUGGGGAGCAACGUGGGGCACGCUGUGUUCCUCGCGCUGCUUCGCGCCUGCGAGGGGCGGCUCGACGAGCUCUACAGCAUCGUCCUGGCCGUGUGCAACGGCACGGGCUUUCUGAUGUACGUCAUGAAGUACGAUCACGGGGUGACAGCUCUAAAGGGGCUCAUCAUGGCGGUGGCGCCGGCGCCGAACCACCAACUUCGCUUACUCCUCAUCGUCUGGCUCCUCCGUGAACGCCUGAUGGAACAAAGCAAAGGCGCGGAGCUGCUUCACCAUUGCUUCACCACGUUGCCUUACGAUGGUUGCUUGAUUAUGAUCCAGUUCGCCAUCACCAACAUCGACGAAAUGUUCUUGUCGGAGUCUGGGUCAAGAUGCCUGGCACAAUGCUUCGCGAAUGCGAGAAACGACGAGCUCCAAGCUCUCGAACGCAUCAUCUUGAGCCGCACCAGCGAGAUCGCGAGGGGCCAAUACAGCAACUACUUCUUGCAGCGAGUCCUCGAGUGGGGCAGCGAUCUUUUCAAGGAGCUCGUCGCCAUACGCGUUGCGGAGGACGCCGUGAGCCUGUCCGCGGACCAGUUCGGGAGCUACGUGGUGGAGACCUGCUUCCUCCGUACGGGGUUGCUCGAGCCGGCGCAGCGCGUGCUCGCUGCGUUCCUUCGCCUGCGCAAUGACCAGCUCGCCGAGCUGGUGCAGGGCUGCUACUCCAACUAUGUCGUCCACAAGCUGCUCUCCGCCGGCAAGGACUACUUCCCGGAGCUGACUGUGGCGCUGGCGCGGCGGAUCGAGCGGCUGCCGGCGGCGGUCCAGCGCGAGAUGUACGCGCAGCGGGUGAUGCGGGUCGUCGAGAAACUGUUGUCCAGGAAGCCGCGCUAA
Molecule: messenger RNA, 1779 nt
Organism: Phragmites australis (common reed)
Lineage: Eukaryota; Viridiplantae; Streptophyta; Magnoliopsida; Poales; Poaceae
Exons: 5
Coding region: 1-1779 (592 amino acids)
Biological process (GO): post-transcriptional regulation of gene expression
Cellular component (GO): cytoplasm
Molecular function (GO): mRNA binding
Source: RefSeq, a predicted model, not a curated record